AGCAGAAAGGAAAAAGAUGUACAUCCACACAUGAUCGAUGCAGUAGGUGAUGGACCUUGGCACAAGCGCACGCGUAAUUAAUAACCCAACUCCGGGCAGAAAUGAGCGGGGACCUGCCUCUCCCGGAGCCCCUGGCCCCUCUGGAUCAGCUGUACCACUGUGUCCUGUCUGCGAACUGUUCCAGCCUCACGGCUGCACACACCGCCUGCCUGCUGCGCUCCUGCCUGUGUGCGCAUGGAGACGGAGUGAGUGCGCUUGAGCCCGGGUGCGAGGUCGAGAGUGUCUGCGCCCCCGAACUCCAGUGUGUGGCCCUGACUGUGCUGGAGCAGCUGCUGUGUCGUCUCACGGCGGGCAAGGGGGGCCCUGAGUUCCACCUGUUUGCUGAGGAGACUUGGAGUCUGCUCCAGUCUGAUAUCGUGGGCGCACUGCUGCAGCAGUUUAACUCUGAGGACCUGCUCCUGUCUCACCUGAGUGUGAUGUGUGUGUCUGCGGCUGUCAUCUACCAGCUGCAUCAGACUGGCAUGAUCAGUAGUGAGUGGAGUCAGUGGUGUCACCAAGCCCUUUGCAUAUCUCCUGGGCCCCUCAGUAGUCCAGGGCCUCUCUGUCCCACCGGCCCCCUUGUGGAUGCUUGUGUCCGCUCUUUGACAGAGGUCCUCAGGCGAAUACUGAAAGGCGGAAACUAUGAGCUUGCAGAGAAGGUCCUGGUGGAAUUCGACCCCACCCUGUCAGCCUUCUGCUCUCAGUUGCUGAGUGUGGACGCUGGGGCCGGUUGUGGAGGUUGGGGGGUGUCCGUGAGCCUGGUGCUGGACCUGCUGGAGGUGCUGUGUGCCUGCAGAAGUGCGUGUGAGCAACAGGGGGCAGCUCUGAGUGCCCAGUGCCUGCUCUGCCUCUGCACCUCCAAACUGCUCAUCCUAUGCUCCAGCCCACUCCUCCAGCCUGAGCCUGCGGUGAGACGGAGAGUGCUGGUUCUCUUGAAGAGGGCGCUGGUGCAGAGGGCAGGGGAGGACUGGACCAGGGGACAGUCAGGGCUCAGGUGCAGUGAUGUCUGCUUGCUGGCCAAUAGUGUGUUGCGGGUGGCGGCCAGGGGCGGGCUGAAGGGUGUGCUUGUAGAGGGGGAGUCCUUCUUUGGGGGGACAGCUGGGUCAGGCCCCUCUGUGGACAACGUGACCCUCAGAGCACUGUGCCUGGUCCUGCUCAAAGCCAUGGAGCUGCAGUGUCAACCCAGUCAAUCAGGCAUGUGUGCACCAUACUGGAACUUUGCAUAUGACAGACUUUUAUGGUUUUCUAAUUCUGACUUGGUUUGGUGGGAGAGUACAGAUGGGUAAAAUUGAAGAAAAUGAGAAUAAAUAGGUAUUGGCCAUGAAAAAUAUCAAUCGAUCUCAGGUUGGCAUUUAUUUAGUUUAAUCAUUUAUUGUAACUUUGACUGGAUAUGACUUGGUGGAUACUUAUGUAACAUUAAGGCCACUACUCCAUCCUCUACAAACAGCAGUGUCUUGUGUAUUCUGUGUUAGUGUUGCAG
Molecule: messenger RNA, 1519 nt
Organism: Boleophthalmus pectinirostris (great blue-spotted mudskipper)
Lineage: Eukaryota; Metazoa; Chordata; Actinopteri; Gobiiformes; Gobiidae
Gene: lins1
Product: lines homolog 1
Exons: 5
Coding region: 102-1325 (407 amino acids)
Source: RefSeq, a predicted model, not a curated record